This is a messenger RNA of Effrenium voratum, 2130 nucleotides long. The record is from the annotation of a GenBank genome assembly. NCBI's taxonomy places the organism in Eukaryota, Dinophyceae, Suessiales, Symbiodiniaceae.
AAGGCUCCAGGCCAAAGUUUGUUGCAGUCCCCAUGGCGAGCAUCGAGGAAGGCGUGGAGUCCCCACGAGACGUGGACCCAGAAUUGAAUCAGGUUCCUGAUGCUUGGCGUGAGGUCUACGCCGGGGGGAAGUUCCAGGUCUCCUCGCUCUUUCCGCCGCUCACCUGGGCGCCCCGCUACCUUCGCUCUCUGCGAGGCCAGUCCACCGAAGAGGAUGUGGACGCCAUGGGGGACCUGCCCUACUCGGCCAAGGGCGACAUCAUCGCGGGGCUCACGGUGGGCCUCAUGCUGGUCCCGCAGUGCCUGGCUUUCGCGCUGCUGGCGGGGCUGCCGAUCCGCGCCGGGCUCUACGCUUCCUUUGCGCCAUUGGUGCUCUACAGCCUUCUAGGCACGCUGCGUCAGCUCCAGGUGGGACCCACAGCGCUGAUGAGCUUACUCACGGGCCAAGCUUUGGAUGGGGUGCUCCUGGAAACUGAGAGUGCACGCAUGGCCGGCGCUGCCACGCUGGCAUUGCUGGUCGGCUUGGUUAGUCUGCUGCUGGGCGUUCUGCGCUUCGGCUUCGUGGUGGACUUUAUGUCUCACUCCGUGAUGAGCGCUUUCUGCACCGCCUCGGGCAUCAUCAUUGCCACCUCGCAGUUGAAGCACGUGCUGGGCGUGUCCAUGUAUCGGCACAAGUACUGGUGGCAGACGGCUGCUGAUCUGGUGAAGAAGACCCCGGAGACGGAUGCUGCUACGGCGGUGCUGGGCAUCGCUCUGCUGGCGAUGCUCACUUUCUUCAAGGCCUGGAAGCAAGCCGGAAGCCCAGAGAAGCGCUCCAAGCACAUCAUCUGGCGGUGCUUCCCGAAGCACAAGGAGUCCUAUGCAUUUCGUGGCCUGAAGCUUUGCGCGGAUCUGUCUUCCGUGCUGUGCGUGGUGAUCGGCUGGGUCUGGGGCUACAUCUACAGACAGGCAGGAAUCACAUCUGUCAAGAUCAUCGAGGACAGCAAGAGCGACGGCUUUUCCUUCUUGGUACCGGUGCUGGACAGCACAGCGGGGGAUCUCAUCGUGCCCGCGGUGAUCAUCGCAGUGGUGGGCUUCCUGGAGACCAUGGCCGUGGGGGGCAAGAUGGCCAGUGAGAAGCGGUACAGCUACGAUGCCAACCAAGAGCUUUUGGCGCUCGGCCUCGCCAAUGUUGGCGGCGCCUUCAUGGGUGCCUUCCCCAUCACCGGGGGCUUCUCCCGGACCGCGGUGAACUCCAUGUUCGGCGCCUCUUCGCAGCUGGCAGGUGGCUUGACCUCCCUGCUGGUGCUGGUGGCGGUGUACACCAUCAUGCCGGUGGUGGAGCUUCUGCCUUUGUCCGCUUUGGCCCCUUUGAUCAUCCACGGCGCCAUCGGAGUCACCGACUUCAAGGGCCUGAUCACCACCUUCCACGGCAACAAGCUGGACUUCCUGAUCAUGCUCUUCACCUUAGGGGUGUCGUUGGGCCUGACGGUCAAGGAAGGCCUCAUCACCGGCGUCAGCCUCUCCAUUCUGAAGCUCACCUACGAGGUGGCCUUGCCGAACCUGGCGGUGUGCGGGCAGGUGGAGGAUGGAAGCUUCCGAGAUGUUCGGUACUACCCAGAAGGCCAAUUCCCGGCCAACUGCGUGGUUGUCCGCAUGGACGCCUCCCUGAGCUUUGCCAACAGCCGUCGGUUGCAGGAGUUCUGCCUACGCGCCAUGUCGGUGGCCUCGAAGAAGGACCCCACUGUGACACACCUGAUCCUGGACUGCAAGGGGGUGAACGGCAGCGACAUGACCGGCGUGGAGGCGCUCGAGAAGCUCGCCGUCUCCCUGGAGAAGCGGAAGAAGUGCUUGGUGUUGGCCAACCUCAAGGCGCCCUUUACCCAGGCCAUGUUCGCUGCUGGCGUAAACACGCACUUGCAGAAGCACGGCGCGCAUCUCUGCUGGAAUAUGCCGCAAGCGGUGGCGCUGGCCAGCGGUGGGGAUCCCGCCGAAGCACUGCAGUCCGUGCAGGACCUGCACUCGCGCGUGAAGAGGAAGUCCUCCAACGCCUUGAAGGAGUUUCUGCCAAUGUGACCCACGUUCUACUUGGCAAAGCCUCAGGGGUCGGCGCGUGUCUCCAUGGAAGGCUUAAGGAUUGCAGUUGGAAUGC